AUAAAGUUCUAUUUUUGGUUAUUGGCAAGUGAUUUGUGAAAGUCAAUGUCAACGAUUCUGCCAAUGUCAGAUGUGAAAUAAGAAACCAGAAACCUUACUGUUUAUAACCACGACAAACAGGAAAGUAUUAUAGAAACAAGUAAGUAGUUGAACUCCUUAAAGUGGAACUUGCUGGAUACCACUAUUGCUAAUCCUACGGACUACGACGUCCUACUACGCUACUGCUCUAGGAGCUUGAUCGACAGAUACGGAAUUUGAGCCUCAUGAUCCGCAAUAUUGAAGAGCUGCCGGAAGGUCGGGGUCUGGAAACUGCUUUGCAUCCCAAAAGGAUGCGCAGAUGGCAACCAUCAAAUGUCCCACCACCUUCAUCAGCGUCGCCAUCAUCGCCAUCGAGGUCUGCACGCGCUGCUCCGUCGCCGCAUCUAUCUCCAGCUUCACCUCGUCGUCGUCGGCGCCUGCUAGAUAAAUGUACCUCCGACCUCAUCAAUUAUGGAAGUGAUGAUGACUCUGACAACAGUGAUGAGGAAGGGGAUAUUGUUGCUCCAGUUGUUCCAAGAGUGUGUCGGACCUUGAUGGAAACACCCUUGGACCAUGACUAUGAUGUGAAUACCGCCGGGGACCCAGCACCAGCCACUCACAGCACACUUGCCGGUGGACUUGAGCCCGCCGAUGUCCCCCUUAGGGCGACGGAGCAGCCAUGGCGUCUCUAUGACUUCAACUGGAGAGAGUUUCCAAACCCUCCUCCCUCACCUGAAUCGAGGCGAGAAUUUUUUUCCAAUAUUAAUGUCGGUCCGACAACUCCACAUGCCGACCCAUAUGACAUUUUCAUCGAAAUAUGGGAUCGGCAAAUUAUGGAGCACAUUGCCUCGGAGACGAAUAGAUACGCUCGGCAGGUGGUAUCCCAGAUGUGUAAUAGUAAUCAACUCUUCCCCAGAAGCCGCAUCAUCCGUUGGUAUGACACCACGGCCGAUGAACUAUAUGUUUAUUUCGGCCUAAAUCUAGCCAUGGGGAUUGUGAGUAAAUCACGGUUGGAGGAAUACUGGGGUUCCACCCCUGACGUAUUUCAUACUCCGGGUUUUAGCGCACACAUGUCCAUCGACCGUUUUUUACUUAUUAAUAAAUGUCUGCAUUUUAAUAACAACGAUGACAUGCGUGCGCUAGACCUGGACUACUCCGAGGCCAGGUUAUUUAAAAUUAAGCCAAUACUGGUACACCUAAACCAAAAAUUUCAAAGUAUGUAUACUCCAGCGCAGAACCUUGCGCUGGACGAAAGUCUUUUAAUGUGGAAAGGCUGGUUGGAAAUUUGCCAGCUUAUCCCAAAUAAAGCAGCAAAUAGAGGCAUUAAAACUUAUGAGAUUUGUGAAUCUCGAACCGGCUACCUAUGGCGGUUUGAGAUUCACGCUCAUAAAAGGUCUCAGCCUCAGCACUACGAAAGUCCACUGGACGCGUCUACCCCGGCUAUUGUCCUAAAACUAGUCCAAGGACUGGAACACAAGGGGUACACGCUCUGGAUGGACAAUUUUUACAAUUCCCCAUGUCUGGCUCGUCGACUCAAGUGUUUGGGCUUUGACUGCGUAGGGACUUUGCGGACAGAUCGCAAAUUUGUCCCGCAGGUCCUAAACAGCCUAACUAAAACUAAUAUGCGACGGGGACAGAUCGCUGGUCUCAGCUCAGGGGACGUCGAUAUCAUGGUAUGGAGAGAUAACAGUAGGGUAGCUAUGAUCUCUACAUACCAUGGCAACGGCCAACAAACAGUCGGAGAGUCCACCAAACCCAUCUUGAUAUUGGAUUACAAUAUCAUGAUGGGUGGGGUGGAUAAAAAAGACCAGCUUCUGGCCAUGUAUCCUGUCGAAAGAAAACGUUCAAAGGUGUGGUACAAAAAAUUAUUUAGGAGACUUCUAAACGUCUCUGUAUUAAAUUCGUAUAUCAUCCAUCAACACACUUCUUCUGUCACUCAUCGAAAUUUCCGUAUGAGACUUGUAAAAUCUAUUCUAUCUAAACAUUCCACCACUCCGCGGAUCCCGCCAGCACUCACACAGCAUAAAGCGGACGUAAGCCACCGCUUGUCUAUGUAUCCCAAAGGGAAACAUCAGCGCUUGCGGCGGGCUUGCGCGGCUUGCAAUAAACGGGUGCUUACGUUCUGUGUUGGCUGCCUCAAAACGGUUUGUAUGGAGCCCUGUUUCCUUAAAAUACAUUCGUAGUUUUAAUAUAUAUGAAAUACUAGCUUCUGCCAGCGGCUUCGCCCGCGUGGUGUGUUGAUAAAAAAUAGCCUAUGUGUUAAUCCAGGGUAUCACCUAUCUACAUACCA
Helicoverpa zea (corn earworm) is the source of this 2308-nucleotide messenger RNA. RefSeq names its product piggyBac transposable element-derived protein 4-like. The coding region runs from base 264 to 2201 and encodes 645 amino acids. The transcript has 4 exons. The record is from RefSeq and is a predicted model, not a curated record. Lineage: Eukaryota; Metazoa; Arthropoda; Insecta; Lepidoptera; Noctuidae.